Archocentrus centrarchus (flier cichlid) is the source of this 6460-nucleotide messenger RNA. It is a transcript of the gene bahd1, whose product is annotated as bromo adjacent homology domain containing 1. NCBI's taxonomy places the organism in Eukaryota, Metazoa, Chordata, Actinopteri, Cichliformes, Cichlidae. Gene Ontology annotation, biological process: negative regulation of DNA-templated transcription; heterochromatin formation. The coding region runs from base 466 to 3042 and encodes 858 amino acids. Gene Ontology annotation, cellular component: chromatin silencing complex. Gene Ontology annotation, molecular function: transcription cis-regulatory region binding; chromatin binding. The transcript is spliced from 7 exons. The record is from RefSeq and is a predicted model, not a curated record.
AAAAACAUGCCAAAGUGAGCCGUAGUUUGCAGGAUUUCUGCGGAGUGCUUAGCGUGCCUCACUCUGUCUUAUUAAUCACUGUUUUAGCUGUAAGUUUACCGAGUGGCGAUUUUUACGCGUAGAGCACGGAGCGGCGCAGUUUGGAGUAGAAAAAAAAAAAAGGCUUCAGCCGAUCAACUCAACAUGAGUCGCCCUCCGCACGGUUUUCCUCCUUCACUUGCGGGAAGCGUACACCUGACGCAUCACUCUCUCGUCCUGUGGAACUGAUCUUCCUUUUUUAAUAAAAAAAAAAAAAAAAUCGACUCCCGCUGGGUUAUUUUCCACUCUGCAAAACGAGAGCAUAUGGACCCAGAUGAUGAUCCAUAACGGUAUUCACUGCAAGCCCAGUUUGAGCUGAAACCCUCCGCCAAUUGGAAACCUGUGGAUGAAGACAGUUUAGCGAAUCUGCUCCCAGACGCUGAGAAUAUGGUGAAAGCUCAGCGGAGCCAGACAGUGAAAUGGGUCAAGCCCAAGAAGGAGAGGGGAAGUAAGGAAAAGAAGCAUGCUGUGAAGAAAGGGAAAGGUGGGAAAAAUGAUCUGAAGAGAAAAAAAAAGAGGGACAAGAAAGCCUUGCGCCGAAAUAAAAAGAAGAAACUAGCCGCUAGUGAUGGAGAUGCGUUGGACUGUUGUGUCUUGCUCACCCGUCUGGAGGAGAAAGGGGCUGCUGGUAAAGAAAAGAAUGCACUAAAAGCUGACAAGAAAAAGAGUGCAAAAAUUAAAAAGAAGGUGCACUCCACCCAAAGAGGGACCAAACCCGGACUCAAGAAAACCUCUGCUGCCAAUCAGCAAGCACUGGAACCAAAAACCAACCAAUCUGACGCCUUACUCAUGAUGUCCGCAGCUAGGUUUGAGCCCCGCAGAAGGAGAAUGGCCUCUCUUAAUGCUGAGGCUGUCAACAGCUUGCUGCUCUACAAAGACGACUCACUCAUGACAAAUAACACAAAGAAAUGUCAGCCAUCCAAUGAAGAUCCAGCUAAAGAGCUUAGUAUAACUGAACAUAGAGAUCAUAAAACCAAAAAAGUUUCUUCAGAAGGGAAAGCAGUCCAAAAAGACAGACCGAAAAAACAAAAGCGUUCCACGGCAGAGGCUCAGAACAUCGACUGGUUGAGUUUGUUUGCACCAACACCUCGGCGUCAAGCGGGCCUCACUGCUGCAACACUGCUCAAACUCACAAGUGCCCCCUAUGGGGCCAAACGUCAAAAGAAGACAGAGUCUAAGCCAGAGAGUGGAAGUGCAGCAGCAGCUAUGACUCAGGAUGGAAUUAGCGGUAUGCCUGGAUGCAGAGGAACAACACACACCAAAAGAAGAACACAUCCCCAACACGAGGGCCAACUAAAGCACAGAAAACAAGGCACAGAAGAUCCAGUCCAUUCCCAGGUGAGCCCUACUAUCCAGGAUUGCUGCAGUUUGUGUAAGACAGAGACUUUGGAUCCGGAGUGGAAGGGUGCCACAGGGGGGCAGGAGUGUCUCAAACAUGCUCUCCAUUGUGGCUCUUCUCUGGGAUUCUCCUUAAAAACAAUCAAAGAGGAGCAGGUGGAGACGGAGGUGUCUUCAUGUUACUGCUGCUCCCAGGAGAGAUGUGUCGAGUACUGUCACAGACUGGCCCUCUUCCUGGAGGACAAGACCUUCAAAGAACCAGAGGACAGCUCACUGUCUGAGGUGUUCCACCACCACCAUCACCAUCACCACCACCAUCACCACCACCAUCUUCAGACGUCCCAUUCUGUAGGCCACCCAGCAGCCAUAACCAUCAGCCCACACACGUACACCUGUUUUCCAGGCUACUAUGUCCAUUUCAGCCACCCAGACAACUCCCCCUCCACCAUAUCACCCCUUGCUUUAUGCCCAAGCAGCAGUAAGAGGCCGAAGCUGCUCCCCAGCACAGGUCCGCAACCCUCAGGGAUUAGCCAUCCAGUGUACUGCUGCACCUCAGUGAAACCGUGCUACGGAGAGCCCCGCAGGAUCAACGGCUACUCUCCUUAUACCAGUGUGAUUCCAGCCAUUAACAGAGGAGGGUGCUCCUUCAGUCCCGCAGACUGCAUCCAAUGUAACCAUGGCAUAAAAAGAGAUGACUACCCAGCAACCCUCAAUGACCACCACAGCCCCUCCUCUAUCCCCAUUUGUCCCAGCCCUCGAAUCCUUACUGGUUGCCCCAUUCCCACUGUGCCUCCAGCCGGCCAAUCAGUGCCCCACAUUCAGACUCCGCUGUCCGACCCCAGCCAACCGCAGCCUCCGCUGAAGGUGGCAAAGGAGUGUCCGCAGAGUGCCAAGCAGCCCAGCGGGUCAAGGUCUGGUGCGCGCGGCACCGGCAGCAUCAGCUCGGCUGUCUGCCCUCUCAACAGGAACAAGAAACAGAAGCUCAGCUCUGCCAGCGUCGGAGGGCAAACGGUUGCCAAGCAGCUGAAGAAUGGCCGCCAAAAAUCCACCAACGGCUGGAGGCCAUUUGGCCUGCCCUUUGAGAAGGAGGUUUUCUCUGUGGGAGAGGACACUCUGGUGCUGAGGAAGUGCUUUGAGGGAGUCCACCGGGACGGGGAGUUGAUUAGAGUCAGAGACACUGUUCUGCUGAAGUCUGGACCUAGAAAAAAGUCUCUGCCUUACGUGGCCAAGGUCUCAGCUCUGUGGGAAGAUCCAGAGUCAGGAGAGCUGAUGAUGAGUUUGUUUUGGUACUACCGUCCAGAACACACACAGGGGGGAUGCAUCCCCAGCCUACAUUGUGAGAAUGAGAUCUUUGCAUCUCGUCACCAGGAUGUGAACAGUGUGGCCUGUAUUGAAGACAAAUGCUAUGUCCUAACAUUGGCGCAGUAUUGUCGAUUUUGUGCCUUGGUAAAACGCCGUAGAGAAGGCGUAAGCGACAGUGCCGCCUCCCUUGUGGUGCCCCCUGUUGUUGGCAACGCCAUGCCCACCCACCACUGUGUGCCCAAUGACAUUGACCCAGAGUUGGUGUUUUUCUGUCGACACGUCUACGACUUCCGCUAUGGGCGCCUCCUCAAGAACCUGCAGUAGUGUCUGACGAGGCAUGACGUAACAUUACCCUGGUUUCAUCUGCCACCAAUUCUAAUUAGCCACCUGCUGCCUCUGUGAGAGAGGAACUGGAGUUUAGGACGAAGAGUAGAGAGUGUAUUUUCUUUUUAAUCUCUCAUUCAUGCUUACAUGUCACACAUUUAUUAAGUAAAGUAAUGAUCUGACAUAAUGUAGAAGAGUUACUAUGGCAGUGUAAAUGGUCUUUUAUCAUACAUGGCUCUCUGGUGUUGUAGCAGCUGUGUGAAGAACCUGGAACGUACUCUGCUGUAGAAAAUGCUACUGUAGCUCUUAGAAAUGUGAAACUUGAUAGAUUGCUGAGAAUUUGAUGUUUCAUGUGAAUAAUGCUACUAUCUGCCUGACAGACAACAGAUAAAGUAUCUUGAUAUGCCAUCGAUAAUAAAAAUAUGUGGCAUAUUGUUCUACACCAGAUGGUGUGGCAGAAGGCUUAAUCACAUUUUUUUUUUUUGUCAGUUUAUUGCUGAUGCUUUCAGCUGCACAGUGUCCAUUUGAUAGUAAAAACAGAGCUUUCUACUGAUGCUACAUAUGGAAGUUUUACUGUAGAGGCCUAGAGCAUGCAGCUGGAUUCAGGCUGUUCUAAAAGGUAGUUGUAGUUUGGAAAAUGUGCUUGCUCUCAUUUAAAGUGAAUGAUAAGAAGGAAUUAGUCUCAUGUCUGUAUAAUCAGUAUGAAAUUAUCACCAGCAGCUGGUUAAUAUAGCUUAGCAUAAAGACUGGAAAACAGCCCAUUUCCAGGCUCAGCCAGUCUAACUUUGACUCUGGGAGCAAUGGCCAGUUAUUCCAGGUAUAAAUAGCAGCUGGUUGGGGCAAGACUUUCUGAUCUGUCCGUUAUUGCAUACGUCUGCAGAUUAUUUUUAAAGAAGCUAAGUCUUACAGUUGCAUUUCAGGAAAUUGAAUCCCUUUUUUUUCCCCUCUCUACAAAGACUACUUCCAUGCAUGCAGCCAAAGCCUGUUCAAAUAUGAUUGGUUGAUAGAUCUUGGGCAACAAGCAGACUACAAAUAUCUGCAUUCAUAUCUGUUUACAGAGAUUGUGCUAAGCUAAGCUUAAUUAGCUGCUGGCUGUAGCUCUGCUUAAAAAAUAUACAGACAGUGUUCUCAUCUAAAUCUCAGUUAGCAAGCAUUUAAGCAAGUUUCCCAGAUAUCAAACAUUUCCAUUUUUCAUCUAAUUGUGCCUGAUUUUGGAGGUCUUUGCAGUACAGCCCAAAGAUAGCUGUGAAAAACAUUUUUGAUCAAAUGGUUUGAUGAGAUCUAAUUUAGCUUCAUUAACAGUGAUCAAGUGCAUCCAGAGCAAGCAAUUAAAUAUUUUUUUGGCUGCAUCCCUUGAGUUUUUGCAGAUUUUACAUCAUAUCUGUAACCGAAAUUCCCACUAGUGAUGAUUUUCACACUGUAGGACAGAUCUUCUCUUUAAAAAAAAAAAAAAAGCACGGUUUAGUUCGCUUGCUUUCAGAGCGUGAGGACGAGCCAAGCAUUAAAGGGGAUUUUUGUUAUGCCAAUGCCGAGGAAUAUUUUACUUUUUCAAAGCUGUUUGCCAGAGGUGUGAUUCGACUCCGGUCUCAGCGUACUGUAUAUUUGCAUUUAAAUAUCUGGAUGGGUGUCUGUUUAUGGCAGAUGGCAUCAGUUAGUCAUGUAUAUUCUUGUUUCUCCACUGAUGAACUGGUGAAUAAUGUAGUCAGUGUAGCAUUUAGAUCUGUGAUGAUGAUGAUUCGUUCCUAUGUUUGAGAAAAGAUAUGUAUUUAUUUCUGUACUGAGAAAAUCUAUAAUUUAUUUUCAAAAGAUAAUUUUAAAGAAUAGAGUUUUAGUAGAGUGGCUUUCAUUCCUGAUUAGAAAGGAGGCCGAAGACGUCUCACCUUAGCUACACUGUCUAAGUCUUUGCAGCAGUAUUUCUGUGUUUGAGUUCGCUUGCUCAAUACAAGCUCCUGAAAUUUCGCCUUGAGACGUUGAAGUAAGCAGUAAGCAGAUUUGAGGGAACAUAUGGAGUAUUUGGAAGGAUCUCAGAUGUGGUUUGAAGGACAUGUGCUAACAUGUGACCAGAGAUGCUAAACCUGCAGGACCAAAAUGUACCCUGGCCUUCUCCAGCUUCCUGUCAUCCUCUUUCUCAUUUCCCCUGAGAUGAUGAAACUCUGCCUCUUCACCUUUAAAUGCCGAAUGCUACACUGAUUUAAACUUACCAUUAGCCUGUGCCCUUGAUCUUUGCUGCCUUAUAGAACAUUCCCAGCCUUUCAUUUAGUAACGUGUAUUGAUCUCAGGCUGGGGUUAUGAAGCUUGUAAGUGCGCCGACCUUGAUUCCUAGAUGCUUGACAUGUAUUUCAGUGUUUCUCGUGAUCUUAUGUGAUCUGAAAGGCAAAACUUCAUUUUAAUCAACACCUUUAUUGAGAGUUAUGUUUUAUAUCAAAACACCUAACAAGUUAAAACUAGAUGAGUGGGGGUUUUUUUCUGAUUCUUUUUUGGGGGGGAAACUGUUUUACAAAGCGUUAUAUGACAAUACUGACAAUGUUUUUAUAUCAGAACUCUAAAUAUUAAUCAGGAGCUAGUUAGCCUAGCUACCUAUAAUAUUUAGAAAUGGGGGGACAAUAGAAAACAAGAUACACCUGCAUCAUCUGUGAGCUUGCUAAGUAACAUUGCAUAUGUCUUUUGUUUAGUCUGUAUUAAUCAGAGUGUUAUAGAAAAUUUCCUGUUGGCAGAUUUUUUUGUUUUUGUUUUUUAUGCUAUGCUAAGCUAGGCUAAUCAGCGGGUUCUAGAGUAAUUUUUUGCAUCCAGACUUUUGACCUGGACGCUUGAACCAUGGAAGCUUGUUUAUAUCACUGAAAAAAACAUUCACCAUCUAUAAGUCAAAAUUUGGGGGUAUUAUCUAUAAAUUUUGAGAAAAUAACCUAAAAUUGUAACUUAUGGAUAGCAAAAAAAUAAAAUUUUAAAAAUCAAUGGCGGACACAGGCUUCCAUACCAUUCUCAUGUAAGUCUGCACAAGAAAGCUUUGUUCACAAAAUCUAAAAUCAGCAGGGGCCAAGCAGCAAAGCAAAAUUUGCCACUGAUCAUUCAAGUUUCAUAUCUCAGUCAUUAAUGGACUGAAGUUGGUGGUCUAUUUGUAUGUCACAUGUGAAACAUAUGCCUGAUUUUAAGAUUUAGAGUCUUUAUGAAAAGCAUAUCUUAAAAUUAUCUAUCAGUGCAAUGCUUGGUAUGUGGAUUUGGGACCCCAUUUGGAGGAAGCAGAAAAAGUUUGUGGCCUUUCAUCACUAGAGGCUCUCUAAUAAAUACAUUUUUCCUUCUUUCUGUGGUCUGUCCCAAGGCCAACCACCAUACUGGAAUUUAUUUCCCAGUCACAAAUUCUUUGCAGUCCUAUCCAAAAUUGGCACAGUCAAUCUUCAGACCAAAAAAAAAAAAAAAAAAA